AUGUGUAUGUGCGCACAAGACACAAUUUGGCGUGUCGAGUACGAAAUAGAAGUGUUGCCAUUGAAGAGGCGCUGUUCCGGGGAGUCGGUGGAAGCCACGGGCGACCCGGCAAAACCGUGGCUGAGGGAGCUGCCUAGGGACCUUAGAGGGACCUUAGACCCUGAUCCGACCAUCGACCCCCACUCCAUCAUCGACACUUUUCUCUCUCUCUCUCUCUUCCUCUCCUCCUCACAAUGGCGUCCAGCGACCUCCGCGACGUCCUCAACCUCGACGCACACGCCGGGCCCCGGCCAGCCAAGAAAACUCAAGACGGCCGCAUCACGACCGAACCUCAAGGGCGGGGGGGGGGGGAAGUCCAGAACCUCGGCGGCGACAACCCCAUCGCCAUCGUCCCCGAGGUCUCCGUCUUCAAGAAGCGACGCAUCGCCGUCCGGAAACCCCGCCGCGCGGUGGGAGCUGCGCGCCUUCCAGAACUCGUCGCGCGGCGACGAUGGCGCUUUCGUCCUGCGCCACUGGCGGAGGAAAACAGACGGCGACGACAACGCGGCCCGGCCAGCCGCCGCGCCGCACGCACAGGGAGACGCCGCGGCGCCGACCGAGCCCAAGGCGCAAGAACACAAGCGGGAGCAGGUGCUGGAGGACUCGGCGUUCGCCAAGUACAACGUCCACGUCGACGUGCCGCAGUACAGCCCGGACCAGUACCAGACCAACCUCAUGAUGAGCGCCCAGACCCCCGUCCAGUACAUGACGAAAGAAGAGUUUGCCCUGCACGAGACCAUGCUCAACUUCAACCCCCAGCAGGAGCGCGUCCGCAAGGAGUUUGCCGUCAACGGCCUCAGCGGCACCAAGGAAGAAGCCAACGAGGAGGAGUCGCUGCUCGUCGAGAUCAAGCGCAUCCUCGCCCGGAGCUCCGUAUUCAACGAGGAGCGCCGCGAGCUCUACAACCGCCUCGACUACCCGCACACCGACCAGGACAUCAACGCCUUCAAGUCGAGCACGGGGCUCCAGACGCUGCUGCAGAACAUGAUGGCCGUCGACAAGAACAAGAAGCGCAAGUCCCUCAUGGGCGCCGACGGCGUCAGCCCCGGCGCCCCGGGCCAGCAGCAGGCGGGCGCCGGAGCUGCUGCUGCUUGCAUUUCGGCGGACGACAACGGCGACAACGACGGCGAUGAGCCUGUCAAGGCGAACAAGAAGGCUGAUCGCCAUGGGGACGCGGCCUCCGAGGAACCGGCCGCUGCUGCUGCUGCCGCCUCGGUCGAGACGAACGAGGAAAAAGCCUCGCCGGCCAAGGCGGCGAGGCCUCCGAGCAGCAGCGGUCCCCAUAAACGGAGCGCCAGCGUCUUGAGCGGUGUUAGUGACAAGAGCGCCAAGAGGUUGAAGAAGUGA
Verticillium alfalfae VaMs.102 is the source of this 1386-nucleotide messenger RNA. Its product is annotated as SWR1-complex protein. Bases 1 to 1386 code for a protein of 461 amino acids. Gene Ontology annotation, cellular component: Swr1 complex; NuA4 histone acetyltransferase complex. The record is from RefSeq and is a predicted model, not a curated record. NCBI's taxonomy places the organism in Eukaryota, Fungi, Ascomycota, Sordariomycetes, Glomerellales, Plectosphaerellaceae. Gene Ontology annotation, molecular function: transcription corepressor activity. The transcript is spliced from 4 exons. Gene Ontology annotation, biological process: chromatin remodeling; negative regulation of transcription by RNA polymerase II; DNA repair.